ACAGGUCUCCGCUGCAGUGUUGGCCUGGGUUUGUUGUUGGCGGGAAGAGUGUUGACUCUCGUGAUUUUCGAUCGUUAGUUCGUAUAAAAGUUGUGUUCCCUGACAUAUCAAGCGUUAAGAAAGAAGGUUUUCCUGGUGUGUGCCGGAGUGUUGUGCCAUAAAAGAUGAAACACCAUCAGCGGGAGUUGGUCACCCACCACCGCCAGUAUCCCCCAGGCACUACCUCCAUCUACUCUUACUUUGAGUCUCGGGGAGGCAGGUUCCCCUACACAGUGUUCUUUGGGCUCCAGUACAUUCUCAAGAGAUGGCUUCAGGGUCCUGUGCUGACCAAGGAGAUGAUUCAAGAAGCCAAAGAGCUAAUCAAAGUUCACAUGAGGGACAGAGAUGAUAUCUUCAAUGAGGAGGGUUGGAAUUACAUUUUGGAGAGGCAUGGUGGACGGCUACCCAUCCGAGUGUGUGCUGUGCCUGAAGGGAGUGUCGUGCCCACCAAGAAUGUGCUCUUUACUGUUGAGAAUACAGACCCCAUGGUGCCCUGGAUUACCAACUUCUUUGAGACAAUCUUUGUGCAAGUGUGGUACCCGCUGACUGUGGCAACAAACUCGCGCAUUCAGAAACAAGUGCUUCACCACUACCUUAAAGAAACACAUGAGAAUUUGGAUCCUUUGCCUUUUUCUCUGCAUGACUUUGGAUACCGAGGAUCAACCUCUGUGGAGAGUGCAGCUCUUGGAGGUGCAGCUCAUCUGGUUAACUUUCAGGGAACAGACACUGUAGCAGCAUUGUCUCUGCUCAGAAAGUUUUACCACUGUCCCAUGGCAGGAUUCUCCAUCCCUGCCUCUGAACACUCCACCAUCACCACCUGGGGUCAGCAUGGGGAGGUUGACGCUUGUCGCAAUAUGUUGGAGUCUUUCCCUGAAGGUAUUGUUGCUUGUGUAAGUGAUUCAUAUGACAUUUGGAAUUGCUGUGAAAAGAUAUGGGGAGAAGAACUGCGAGAUUUAAUCAUUAAGAGAGGCAAGACUGGAGGAACUCUGAUAGUGAGGCCAGACAGUGGAGAUCCUCCAGCCGUGGUACUCAAGUGUUUAGAAAUGCUUGGUAAAGCAUUUGGAGUCACAACAAAUAAAAAAGGCUUCAAGAUGCUUCCUCCAUACCUCAAAGUGAUCCAGGGGGACGGAAUAUCGUACAGAAUGAUUGCCACCAUUCUGGAGCACCUGAAGCAACAUGGAUGGUCAGCUGCUAAUGUUAGCUUUGGCAGUGGAGGUGCACUUCUCCAAAAGGUAAAUCGAGACACACAGAAAUGUGCAUACAAAUGCAGUCAUGCAGUGAUCAAUGGUGAGGGAGUGGAUGUGUUCAAGCAGCCUGUGACAGAUCCAGGCAAGACCAGCAAGAAGGGCCGUCUCUCACUCAUUCACACUGCUGAUGGCUCCUUCUCUACAGUCAGAGAAGACGAAGCAGAUCCUAAGCUGAAUUUGCUGGUUCCUGUGUUUGAAAAUGGAGAGCUGCUGCGGGACUAUACCCUGGAAGAGAUCAGGAAGAGGGCAGAGUUGAAUCCUCAAGACAUUGAUGUGAUGAAAUUCCUGAGUGAAAAUCAGGCAUGAAUAGGCACAUCAGCAGUGGAGUCCCUCAAAUAGAGACAACACACUCAUUUGUUUGUCAUGGCAUGCAUGGAAGCAUUUAAAUACCCCUCCUGCAGUGUGAUGGUUACACAUUUAUGCAUUCUAGAGCAAUCAGAAACAUAUGAGUUUCAUUUGUCUACUGCCAUCCAAUGUAAAUAAUGUUUUUUUUUUUUUUUUAUUGUUUUGACCAGUGUUUUUCAUCUUUCGCCAGUUCAUAAAAGUGCAAAUAUUGAUAAUGAAUUAAUAUCUUUUUUCUUCUUUUUCAUCAAAGAUGCAUAACGUAUUGGUCUUGCUCUGUUCACUUAGUGAUAAUCAAGUCAUUGUGGAUGGAAUGACACCUUUUUUUCUAGCAUUGUAAUGACUUACCAGUGUUAUUAGCUCUUAACUUUAAAUGUUCAUUGUGCAAUCUGAUGUGAAGUACAAGAAUGGAACAUAAUUAUGCAUAAUUUGUUAAGAAUAAAGACAUUUAUAAUAAUUGCAUUUCUGCUGCUGAUCAUUAUAUUAGAAUGUGGUGUUGUUUGGGCUUCCCCCACUUGAGGUCUGGCAUCAAUACACCUGUUAUAUAGGUGCUGAGUGACUGGUAUUCCAAAAGGUUAGAAGACUCAACCAUUGCCACCUAACCACACCUCAACACAAGCUCCCCCGCAACCCACCCUCAGGGUCUUCACAAUAUCUUUGGAAUAUUAAUAUGUGUACCAUGACCUCAAUGGCCUUGUAUAUUUUCUUAUUUUGUUAUACUCAUUUUUGCACAUAGGUAGCAAUGUAUGUUUGGUCUGUCUUUUGUAACGUGUGGGUGGUGUUUUGUAUUACAUGCUCCCUUUCAGUGUAAAUAGUGUAUGAUUACAGCAUGGAAGUGGAAGAGUGGAAUACAGUGAAAGCAAGUCUUGUAUGACUUUGCAUUCAUGCAAUCAAGAUAUUAUCUGCUAUUUUUCAUGAAUUUUAAUUGUUCAUUUUAGGAUCAAGAAAAAAAUUGAUUGAUAAUCCACAAGACAACAAAAUAUAUUAUGAAGCAUUUUCAAAUUGUUGAUGACACAUGUCAGGUCUGUCACAUUACAUAACACUCAUCAGGUACUGCACUAAAAGUCAGUCUUACACAGAAAGCAUUGUCCUUACAAAACUACCAUCCCAUUUUCAAUACCCCACUACUUUCAGUCAGUAUCUUGGAAGCAUUGAGAUAUUUUUCUGAAUGCAGGAGAAAUAGGCCAUGGGAAGUCAUCACCAGGGACUUAACUCCUAGCAAGACACUUUAUGUAUGUGAGUCUGAUACAUUAACAUUUAGUGCUAUGACACUGAAGGCCAGCCAGGAAAUCACUCGAGUCUUGAUGAUCACUUAUGGGUUGACUGAUAACUUGUCAGAAAAGUAUGCUUCCCAUGGCAUAGGUUUGGUAUCAUUAAGGGCAUCAAAUGGGAAAUUUAUCAUGUCUUCAGAUAAAUUUUGUCAUUGUAUUUAUGAUUAUAGAAAGCUGAGUAUCAACCAAUUUGAGAAAAUCACUUGAGGUUUGAUUGGAUUCUGGUCAGCCUCAACUGUCCUGCUACUAUGCUUUUGACAUGUAUUUUCAUGCCAAAUCUAUGCUGAAGAUCAGACAGUUUAACAAAAAAGAAAAUACUCCCUGUGUAAUACUGUCUUCAGGCAAAAGUCUCAGCACUGACUUGUGUAUCACAUAUUCCAAAGUUAAAUGAUUGAAACACAUCUAUUCCUUAUUCAAAAACAAAUGUUGACAUAAAAUUGCUCUCUCUCUCUCUCUCUCUCUCUCUCUCUCUCUCUCUCUCUCUCUCUCUCUCUCUCUCUCUCUCUCUCUCUCUCUCUCUCUCUCUCUCUCUCUCUCUCUCUCUCUCUCUCUCUCUCUCUCUCUCUCUCUCUCUCUCUCUCUCUCUCUCUCUCUCUCUCUCUCAUGAAACAUUUCUUUCCCUGGUCAGUUUUGCUGUACAGGUUUCACAAUUGUUGUGAGAGUGGCCAGGCUUUGCCUCCCAGUCCUGCCACUUAUUGUUCAUCUUGUUAUGUUUGUAACUGAUAUGAUUGCCCUUCAAAGUGACAUGCUAAGAAGGUGCAUUAUUUUUGUCAUUAAUAAAAUUACUUUAUUA
Molecule: messenger RNA, 3692 nt
Organism: Scylla paramamosain (green mud crab)
Lineage: Eukaryota; Metazoa; Arthropoda; Malacostraca; Decapoda; Portunidae
Product: nicotinamide phosphoribosyltransferase-like
Exons: 13
Coding region: 165-1592 (475 amino acids)
Biological process (GO): NAD+ biosynthetic process
Molecular function (GO): nicotinamide phosphoribosyltransferase activity
Source: RefSeq, a predicted model, not a curated record